Molecule: messenger RNA, 294 nt
Organism: Pseudoliparis swirei
Lineage: Eukaryota; Metazoa; Chordata; Actinopteri; Perciformes; Liparidae
Gene: ly6d
Product: lymphocyte antigen 6 family member D
Exons: 3
Coding region: 1-294 (97 amino acids)
Source: RefSeq, a predicted model, not a curated record
AUGCAUUUGUAUGGAGCUCUGAUCCUGUUUGUGACUGUGUCUGCAGCAUGUGGACUGAGUUGCUACGUGUGUGCAGGCAAAACUUGCACUCUGAAGCGCACUUGUCCCACCGGCUAUGACCGUUGUUCCACCUUCACAGUGAAGGAUGUCGUCACCAAGACCUGCAUGAACAGCAAGACAUGUGUUAAACCCAUGAAGUGCUGUUCCACGGACUUGUGUAACAGCGCCAUACCCACUGGGUCCAGCGUGCUCCUGCUGCUGGCGUCCUCAGCCAUCAUCACAGUCUUUCUGUGA